Molecule: messenger RNA, 3565 nt
Organism: Musca domestica (house fly)
Lineage: Eukaryota; Metazoa; Arthropoda; Insecta; Diptera; Muscidae
Exons: 18
Coding region: 303-3443 (1046 amino acids)
Biological process (GO): peptidyl-proline hydroxylation to 4-hydroxy-L-proline
Cellular component (GO): endoplasmic reticulum
Molecular function (GO): procollagen-proline 4-dioxygenase activity; L-ascorbic acid binding; iron ion binding
Source: RefSeq, a predicted model, not a curated record
AAAAUAUUACACGACCCCACAGAAGUAGUAGUUGUUGGUGACAACACACCAGUUAUAUUUUCUUUUUUGUUUUCAAUUUCCAAACAAUUGAUUAGAACAUAUACAUGUCUUUAAAAUUGCCACGGUGUCCCACUUCGCACCGGCACUGAUAACAAUUCAUCGUUGGCGCAGUAGACCUGUCUAAGAUAAUGACUAUUGGUUGGGGAAUCGUCUCCACCCAAAAGUAGUAUGAAAACUGUCAACGUGGGUGCAUCACAUAACCUAGUACGCACUUAGUUUCUAAAUAAUUUCAUGUCGUGAAUAUGCGACACCGGCGGCAAUUAUAUUUCCACAUAAGUUUAUUAAUAGUUCUGUUAUGGAACGGAUCCAUUGUCCAUUCGCAAGAUGAGCAAGAGAAAAGUAUCUCCACAUCGAUAGCGGGCAUGGAAGAGCUUUUGAUGUCGGAGAAAAUUUUAAUCAAUACCGUUGAGAGAUUUGCCGAUGAGUUGCAGGCCAAAGUGAAUGCAUUGAAAAAUCUAGUUACAGUUUUAAGAAACGAAAACGAUAAAGCACUACAAAGCCCAGAAAAAUAUCUACAUAAUCCACUAAAUGGAUUUUCCCUGAUAAGGCGCAUGCAUUAUGAUUGGAAUAAUAUUGAAUUGUAUAUGACAAAACCCGUGGGUGAAUCCUAUAUUGAGGUAAUACGAAAAUAUCGCCAUGAAAUGCCAUCUACCAAUGAUUUGUUUGAGGCAUCCGAGGCCAUACAUCGUCUACAGACAACGUACGAUAUGAGAAUAGAUGAUGUCGUUCGGGGAGUUUUAAAUGGCAAGCAAUAUGAUGUUAAGUUAAGCGCGGUCGAUUGUUAUUUUAUGGGCCUCCAUUUGUCGGCAAAGAAGAAUUAUUAUUUGUCCGGUUUUUGGCUUUACAAUGCCAUUGAGACAUAUCAAAAUUCUGAUUACAAUACAAUCAUUGACUAUGGACUGGAUAAGCCAAAUGCCUUGUACGCCGAAGCUUUGGAAAAACAACUUCGUUACAAUGAUGCCUUAAUUGUCAUUAAAAAAGCCCUUAGCUUUCGUCCAGAUGAUGCUGACCUUACAAAUCGGAAAAAUCAAAUCGAACUGCAGGCAAAAACAUAUAAUGGACCUCCAAUAUCAUACUCCAAACCUGGACCCAGUGCCUACGAAGAGGGAUGCCGUGGAAAAUAUGCCAAUAAGCCAUCCAAACUACAUUGUGUCUACAAUACGACAACAUCGGCUUUCCUACGCUUGGCACCACUGAAAAUGGAAAUUCUCAAUUUGGAGCCAUAUAUGGUUUUAUUCCAUGACAUCAUAUCGGAUCAAGAAAUUAGCGAUUUACAAAAUUUGGCAAAGCCGAAUCUCAAAAGAGCCACUGUUUUCAACAAAUCCCAAGGCAAAUCCACAAUAGUCGAGAAGCGAACGUCGAAAUUUUCUUGGUUCCAAGACAAUACGUCAAAUACGACGAUACGUCUGAAUCAACGUAUACGCGAUAUGACUGGCUUCGAUAUACUGGGCUCCGAAAUGUUGCAGGUGAUGAAUUAUGGUCUGGGCGGCCACUACGAUACACAUUUCGAUUAUUUUGAUGUGCCAGAUACUUCUGAUGUUGUCCAACUGAAUGGCAAUCGCAUUGCUACGGUAUUGUUUUAUAUGACUGAUGUGGAACAGGGUGGAGCCACUGUAUUCCCCAAUUUAAAAACUGCCGUUUUUCCACGCAAGGGCACCGCUGUCAUGUGGUAUAACUUGGACAACAAACUUGAGGGAGAUCCACUCACUUUACAUGCGGCCUGUCCGGUUAUUGUUGGUUCCAAGUGGGUGUGCAAUAAAUGGAUACGAUCCAAGGCCCAGAUAUUUAGAAAACCCUGCUAUAAUUACAACAACAACAUUAUAGCAAAAAUGCAUUCCAAUGCAUGCUGGAUAACCACCUUCCUGCUAAUGCUAGCCACGCUCAACUCCAUCGAUUGCAUGACCGACUGGGAGAAAAGUUUUUCCACCUCGAUUGCGGGAAUGGAAAAUUUAUUAUUAAUGGAAAGCACCCUGAUAGCAAGUGUCCAACAAUUUACCGAAGAGUUGGAACAGAAAGUUCGCCGUUUGAAAAGUCUGCUCGAUGAGCUGCAAACGGAAAAUCAAAAGGGCCUUGAUAAUACGGAGGAGUAUCUGCACAAUCCAUUAAAUGGUUAUGCCUUAAUACGACGCAUGUAUUACGAUUGGCCGAACAUCGAAUUGUUUAUGUCUGAACCAAUUAAUAAUGCCCACGUGGAAGUGAUACAACAAUUACGGCCACAAAUGCCAAGCUAUGCGGAUCUUUCAGAAGCAUGUGAAGCUAUAUAUCGUCUGCAAAUAACAUAUGGUCUUGAUCCGGCGGAUAUGGUUGAGGGCAUUUUAAACAAUAAACAAUACAAUGUUCAAAUGAAGCCCCUCGAUCGUUAUUUUAUGGGCUAUUACCUGUUUGGUCAAGAGAAAUAUUUUCAUUCUGCCUAUUGGACUUAUCAAGCAAUAAUGUCCCACGAAGACUCGGAUUAUAAUGCCAUAAUGGAUUUUGGUUUGGAAAAAGUGUACGCUUUAUAUGGUGAAACGCUGGUAAAACAAAAUCGUGUCAAAGAUGCCCUGGUGGCUAUUCAACAUGCUUUCACAUUAAAACCGCAUGAUGCUCGAUUAAUGCAGCGCAGAAAUGCAAUUGAAUUAUUGGUCAAUACAACAACAGAUGAAGCGAGUGAGUUCCUUGUUCCCGAAGCAGAUCCCUAUCAAUUGGGAUGUCGUGGUUUCUACUCCAACUAUAUUUCCAAUUUGCACUGCCUUUACAAUAGAACAGCCGCGCCAUUUUUACACUUGGCUCCUUUGAAAAUGGAAAUUCUGCAAUUAGAUCCCUAUAUGGUUCUCUAUCACGAUAUGAUAUCAGAUAAUGAAAUUGAAGAAUUAAAAAAUAUGGCAAGACCUGAUCUGAAACGGGCUACUGUGUACAGUGAUGAUAAUAAACAGCCAAUUGUGGUUAGAACGAGGACAGCAAAGUCAACGGGAAUAGAUGAACAGAUUUCCGCCACCACAAGGCGUCUCAAUCAACGCAUAAUGGAUAUGACCGGUAUGGAUACGGAGGGUUCGGAAGCGUUGCAAAUAAUGAACUAUGGUCUCGGUGGCCACUAUGAUACACAUUAUGAUUUCUUUAAUGUUUCAUCGGGUCUUAAGGUGGUAAAGGAGGGUGAUCGCAUUGCCACAGUUUUAAUUUAUUUGAGCGAGGUGGAACAAGGUGGUGCCACAGUCUUUCCCAAUAUCCCCACAGCAGUUUUCCCCCAAAAAGGCUCUGCCUUGGUGUGGUAUAAUUUGAAAAACGAUCUGGAGGGUAAUUGGCUAACCCUUCACGCUGCCUGUCCUGUCUUAGUUGGCUCGAAAUGGGUGGCCAACAAGUGGUUACGCAGCAAAGCCCAAAUGUUUAGAAGGCCUUGUUACAAAUAAUUUAUAUUAAAUUGCGAUGAAUAGUUAAUUUUCUAUACAAUAUUAUUUAUUUAAAGCUAGAAGUAAUAAAAGCUAUCGAAUUUUUUUGUUUACUGCCUGUUGAAUAGGUUAAGUUAGGUCAG